Molecule: messenger RNA, 1170 nt
Organism: Chenopodium quinoa (quinoa)
Lineage: Eukaryota; Viridiplantae; Streptophyta; Magnoliopsida; Caryophyllales; Amaranthaceae
Exons: 3
Coding region: 1-1170 (389 amino acids)
Biological process (GO): DNA integration
Molecular function (GO): nucleic acid binding
Source: RefSeq, a predicted model, not a curated record
AUGGUUGAAAAAUGUUAUAGAGUUGAUGUUUUGAAUGAGGAGCCAGUUCUCUUGGGGAGGGUCGUAAUGAGGCCUCAAGAUCCAAUGAUAGAAGCUCUUACAUGCAAAGAAGAGUUCCACUCUCAAGAGGCUAAAGAGUUUGUCAUGGAAAUGGAGGAAUCCUCAAAGGAGGAGGUUGAACAACAAGUUGAGAUCGAGCUUGAGUCCAAGGAGGAGAAAUUGGAGGAGAGUUCUAAGCCUCCUCCCAAUGUGAUUGUGUACACGGAUCAUAUUGUGGUGCGAUAUCUCAUGACUAAGAAGGAAGCAAAGCCUCGCCUAAUCCGUUGGGUUCUCUCUCUUCAAGAUUUUCAUAUGGAAAUGAGGGACAAAAAGGGAGUCGAGAACUACAUUGCGGAUCAUUUGUCUAGGCUACCUUUUGAGAACAAAGAUGAUGUACCAAUCAAUGAUGAGAUAGGAUUUGAAGCUCUCAUUACUAUGGCUUCAACAUGUAGCCCUUGGUGUCAAAGGAGUGGUGGCAUAACCAAAAGAGAUGAAAUGCCUCAACAAAAUGUCUUGGAAGUUGAUCCCUUUGAUGUAUGGGGAGUGGACUUUAUGGGGCCUUUCGUUUCUUCUUGUGGAAAUCUAUAUAUAUUGGUAGCGGUUGAUUAUGUGACGAAAUGGAUUGAAGCCAUACCCUCACCUGCCAACGAUCACAAGGUUGUGCUUAAGCUUCUAAAGAAGAUAAUUUUUCCUAGGUUUGGGGUUCCAAGGGUGCUAAUUAGUGAUGGAGGCUCCCAUUUUGCCAAAAAGCAAUUUGAAGCUCUUCUCAAGAGGUAUGGCGCUCAUCACAAGGUUAGAUUACCUUACCACCCUCAAACUCAAGGACAAGUAGAGGUCUCGAAUCGUGAAAUCAAAAAUCUUCUUGAAAGGAUAGUGAACAAAUCAAGGAAAGAUUGGUCUCUCAAACUUGAUGACACACUAUGGGAUCUUAGGACGGCGUACAAGACUCCAAUCGGCACGACUCCCUAUAGGUUGGUCUAUGGAAAGCCUUGUCACUUGCCGGUUGAGUUAGAAUACAAGGCUUGGUGGGCCAUCAAAGAACUCGAUAUGGAUUUAUCGUUGGCCGGUGAGAAGAGAUUGCUUAAGCUUAAUGAACUUGAAGAGCUUAGAGAUGAUGCUUAUGAGAGCUAA